Molecule: messenger RNA, 5693 nt
Organism: Oryza brachyantha (malo sina)
Lineage: Eukaryota; Viridiplantae; Streptophyta; Magnoliopsida; Poales; Poaceae
Product: anaphase-promoting complex subunit 1
Exons: 37
Coding region: 34-5490 (1818 amino acids)
Biological process (GO): anaphase-promoting complex-dependent catabolic process; metaphase/anaphase transition of mitotic cell cycle; protein K11-linked ubiquitination
Cellular component (GO): anaphase-promoting complex
Molecular function (GO): molecular adaptor activity
Source: RefSeq, a predicted model, not a curated record
UCUUCCUCGUCGCCGGCGGCGGCGGAGAGCGAGAUGGCUCAGGCGAUCGGGUCGCGGAGGCUGACGGUGCUGCGGGAGUUCCGCCCGCACGGGCUCGCGGUCGAGGAGGCCGACGGCGAGGGGGUGCCCGGGGAGCGGCCGCCGCCGCAGGACUACGACUACUUCCUCUUCGACCCGGCCCUCGCCGCCUCCCCCGCCCCGGACCCCGGAGAGGAGGUCGCCUCCUCGUCAGGCGCCGACGGCGACCACGAGCUCUUCAUCCGUGGGAAUCGAAUAAUAUGGAGUGCCGGUUCACGUGUUCACAAAAGAUACCUCUCACCAAAUACAGUCAUAAUGGCCUGCUGGUGUAGGAUGGACACCACUCGUGAUGCACUUCUAUGUGUUCUGCAGGCUGAUAUUUUAUCUAUAUACAAUGUAAACGGUGAGGUUGCCAGUAUUCCACUACCACAUGCUGUUUCAUCAAUAUGGCCUCUUCCUUCUGGUCUUCUACUUCAGAGAUCUAGCGAUGGAGGCCGUGUGGUAUUAUCCUCAACUUCACUGCUAAAAACGAGGGAUGUAAUUCGUCCUAACAAGGAAUUUGGAUUGAGUUACAACGUUUCAUCUCAAGUCAAUACUUUGGAGACUGUCAGUAAAGCUGAUAUUUCAUCUCACCUCAUUUUGAAACAUCCACUUGAAGAGCCUCAGGCAACAUAUUUUGAUGAAAGGGGUAGGUUGGAUGUGAUGAAAGAUUUUGAUGAAAAAGCUAUAUGGACAAGUGAUAUAAUACCUGUAAUGGCAUCAUACCACAAAGGCAAAUUUCAGCACUCUGUUUGGCAAAUUGAUGGUACAACUUACCAGGAAACAAUGGAUGGCAGUGCAGCGUCCCUAAUUCCAUAUGAUAGUUCUAUGCAUAAGUUUGCGUUCCGUAAGAUAUGGCAGGGGAAAUGCUCCCAAUCUGCUGCUAGUAAGGUUUUCUUGGUAACUGACAUUGAUGGGACACCGAUGAUUUGUUUUUUACUACAUGAGCAAAAAAUAUUACUUGCUGUAAGAAUUCAAGUCGAUGAGAUUAUCGGAGAAUCCUUUAGUGAUAUUAAGCCACAUAUGAGCUGGAACAUUCCUGCAUUUGCUGCUGUACCAGUUGUUGUAACACGCCCAAGAGCACGAGCUGGAAUCCUUCCCUUUACGGACAUCCUCAUUCUGACUCCUGAUAAUGACCUACUUCUUUAUUCUGGAAAGCAGUGCCUCUGCAGAUAUACACUUCCUACUGAAUUGGGGAAGGGUAUCUUUUCAAAUUAUGAGCUAAAUUCUGGGGUUACGGACUUCUACUCUGAUAUGGAGAUCACAAGCAUAACAGAUGCUGUUGAAGGUCGUAUAAAUGUGACAUGCAGCAAUGGCCUGAUGCUCCGAUGUUCAUUACGCAAGAGCCCUUCCUCUUCUCUGGUUAGUGAUUGCAUAACCGCAAUGGCAGAAGGCUUGCAGAGCUGCUUUUACAGCCAUUUUGUUUCUCUUCUCUGGGGUGAUAGUGAUGCUGCGUACCUUUGUUCGAGCUCUCAUGUGGAUUCAGAAUGGGAAUCAUUUAGUUAUGAGAUAGAAAAAAUUUGUGCAAAAUAUGGACAAAUUUCACCAGCUAAAUCAUCUAAAUCGCCUUGCACAGCUUGGGACUUUUUGAUCAACAGCAAACACCAUGCCAAGUAUGGCAAACUUUCUCCAUCCUCUUGCACUUCGUUUUUGCCUGUGCCAUGUACUACUAGCAGCACAGAUUUUCACUCUUUCCCCCAAGACGGAAAUAGCACAGAUGUGUCAUUCUAUAUUCGGUUUGUAAGAGAAAUUUUGGACACAUUGCAUGCCCUAUAUGAGAACCUGAAGCUGAACAUUUUGAGGAAACAGGAUCUGGCAUGUCUUGCUUCCUUGUUAUGUAGAGUUGCUUCAUCCCUUGGUGAAAAAAGUUAUGUAGAUUACUAUUGCCGAGACUUUCCCCACAACUUGUUUGAAUUUCAUUCGCUAUCAUCUGUUACUGCUUUAAGAUCUCCACCAUGCUUGUUUCGUUGGUUUGAAAACUGUCUGCAAUAUGGCUAUCAUAUGAAGACUUCAGAUGAUAUUCCUGCUCUAAUGUGCAAAGAAAAAGGUUCUGCUGUGAGCUGGGGCAGGAAAGUGGUGUCAUUUUAUAGUUUAUUAUUAGGAGCAGAAAGGAAAGGAAAAAAUCUCUCUUCUGGUGUCUACUGUGAAGUGGCCAGUGGUUCAGCUAGAAGCACUGAGGAACUUACUGUUCUCACUAUGGUUGCUGAAAAGUUUGGGCGUCAACAAUUGGAUUUGUUACCGAUUGGAGUAUCUCUUGUGCUUCGCCAUGCACUGGACAAAUGCCGCGAGUUUCCUCCUGAUGACUGGCCUGCACCGGCUUAUAUUCUUGUUGGGAGGGAUGAUCUAGCUAUGACAAAGAUGGGGUCAGGAAGGAAAGAAAAUGGGUUUUGGAACAAUGAUAAUUUGACAUCAAUAUCAGUCCCAUAUAUGCUACAUUUGCAACCUGUAACCGUACCAACAACUGCGUUGGAUGUCCCCUCAUCGGAAAUUUUGAAUUCUGAGGAUACUGAUUCUGUCUACAGAUCUGUUGAGGAUGGAAUGGAACACAUCUUCACCUCAACAACACAGCUGCGAUAUGGUCGUGAUUUGCGUCUGAAUGAGGUUAGACGUCUCUUAUGCUCAGCAAGACCUGUCGUGAUACAAACACCCACUAAUCCUAGUGUGUCUGAUCAGGACCUACAACAGCAACAACUAUGGAAUUUUGCACAAAGGACAACAGCUUUACCUUUUGGGCGUGGGGCUUUUACUUUAGCUACAACUUACACGCUGUUGACAGAGGCUCUUGUCUUCCCAAAGCUUGUUCUAGCUGGUCGGCUGCCUGCACAGCAGAAUGCAACUGUUAAUCUUGACCUAAGUACUAGAAGUGUCUCAGAAUUCAAAUCCUGGGCUGAGUUUCACAAUGGCGUGGCUGCUGGGCUCAGGCUUGCUCCUUUUCAGGAGAAAAUGUUGAGAACCUGGAUACAAUAUAAUAGACCUUCAGAACCAAAUUUUACUCAUGCUGGUCUGCUUCUUGCAUUUGGUUUGCAUGAACAUCUACGAGUUUUAACUAUGACUGAUGCUUAUCGAUAUCUCUCCCAGGAGCAUGAUAUAACUAGACUUGGUUUGCUACUUGGUUUGGCAGCAUCUAAUAGGGGGACAAUGCACCCAGCAAUAUCAAAGAUGCUCUAUUUUCAUGUCCCUUCCCGGCAUCCAUCUUCUACACCAGAGUUGGAAUUGCCUACUCUUUUGCAGUCAGCAGCAGUUAUGGGAAUCGGACUUCUCUAUGAAGGAUCAGCACAUGCAUUAACCAUGAAGAUUCUUCUGGGUGAGAUUGGACGAAGAAGUGGUGGUGAUAAUGUGCUAGAAAGAGAAGGCUAUGCUGUUGCUGCAGGUUCUGCAUUAGGACUUGUUGCCUUAGGUCGUGGAAGCAAUGCUUUUGGAUUCAUGGACACUUUCCUAGACCGGCUUUUUGAGUACAUUGGCAGCAAGGAAGUCUACCAUGAAAAACAACUAAAUGCAUCAAUAGCUGCUGAUGAGCAAAGUGGCAACACUGGGCAGAUGAUGGAAGGAGCACAGAUAAAUGUUGAUGUUACUGCACCUGGAGCCAUAAUUGCUCUAGCCCUAAUAUUUCUUAAAGCAGAGUCAGAAGAAAUUGCAGCUAGACUUACUGCUCCCAAUACUCACUUUGAUCUGCAGUAUGUGAGACCUGAUUUUGUAAUGCUUCGCAUUGUAGCGCGGAAUUUAAUAUUGUGGAGCAGAAUACAACCUACCAAAGAUUGGGUCGAAUCUCAAAUUCCUUCAUUUGUCAAGUUUGGUGUUACCAAUACGAGUCAAGAGGCUAUGGACAAUGACGAAUUUGAUACCGAAGCUCUUUUUCAAGCUUAUGUUAAUAUUAUCACUGGAGCAUGCAUUGCACUUGGACUCAAGUAUGCAGGCAGCAGAAAUAGUGAUGCCCAAGAGCUGCUAUAUGCUUAUGCGGUUCAUUUUCUCAACGAGAUUAAACACGUAUCAGUUCAGACUCAAAGCAUAUUACUGAAGGGAUUGUUACAGCAUGUUGAUCGUGGGACUCUUGAGCUCUGUUUGCAUCUUAUUGUUCUUUCUUUAUCACUGGUAAUGGCAGGAUCUGGACAUUUACAAAUUUUCCGCUUACUGCGUUAUCUGAGGGGAAGAAGUUCUGCUGAAGGACAAGUAAACUAUGGACUGCAGAUGGCUGUAAGCUUGGCUAUAGGAUUCUUAUUCCUUGGAGGUGGUACACACACAUUCUCAACUUCAAAUAGUGCAGUUGCUGCAUUGCUGAUCACCCUAUACCCACGUUUGCCUACUGGACCAAAUGAUAAUCGCUGUCAUCUCCAGGCAUUCAGGCAUCUGUAUGUAAUAGCUACAGAACCUCGAUGGAUUCAGACAGUAGAUGUUGACACAGGACUUCCGGUAUAUUGUCCUCUGGAAGUGACAGUUGCUGAAACAGAGUAUUACGAUGAGACAAACUACUGUGAAGUGACACCUUGUCUUCUACCAGAACGUUCAGUGCUGAAGAAGAUUCGAGUUUGUGGUCCCAGAUAUUGGACUCAGGUGAUAACACUUACACCUGAAGAUAAGCCAUGGUGGAAAUCUGGAGACAAGAAUGAUCCAUUUAAUGGUGGCGUACUCUAUAUAAAACGGAAAGUUGGAUCUUGUUCCUACUCAGACGAUCCAAUUGGAUGCCAAUCUUUGCUUUCUCGGGCAAUGCAUGAGGUUUGGGAUACACCAUCCACAUCGUGCAGUAAUCAAGCAAACAGUGGUACUCAUAGUUCAUUUAGAGUUGAUCAGCUAGUAAGCACAUUUUCUGCUAAUCCAAGCUUGAUAGCUUUUGCAAAACUGUGCUGUCAGUCAUGGAAGCACAGGCACAAUGGCAGUUUUGAAGAGUUCUGCUCUCAAGUACUUUAUGAAUGUAUGAGCAAGGAUAGGCCAGCGUUAUUACAGGUCUAUAUAAGUUUUUACACUAUGGUUGAGACUAUGUGGGAGCAUCUAAGGAUUGGAAACUUCCCUUUCUCCGAUUCUCUUUUCCUUUGCAGCUUGAAGGUUGCAUCAGCUUAUAAUGAAGCACUGAUUGAUGGUAGAAUUACAACUGGAGGCAUUAUUCAGUCUACAUUUCUGGAAUCACUUAUGAAGCGCAUAGAAUACAUCUUCGCAGAAUUGCCAAACCUGCAUGACAACUUCGUGAAUUACCUGAGCAAAGGCAAAUGGCCUGAUGCACAAAACGAAGCUGUGCUCCUUUCUUGCUAUCUCCAGUGGUACAACAUCCCACCUCCCCAUAUUGUGUCAUCUGCAAUUGAAAAGGUGAAGCCCAGAACUCGGUCCAGCUUGUCCAUGCUCCCACUUCUUCGGCUCCUACUGCCGACCACACAUCUUGUAGGACUCAUGGAGAUUGAGAAGCUUCACAUGACUCAUGGUCAUGAGGGCAUGGCCUUGCACUGAAAUUGCAAGAAACGUUUAGCAGUGUUGCGGGCAAUUAUCUAUGUAAACAUCAUUACAAGCGGUGUGGUGUUUGCCUUUCGUGAUCACCGAUUGUGACAAUGUGGUCUGAAAUAGUAUUAGGGGCUCAUUGUUCUGAUCUAGAAAGGAUCAUACUAUACUGCUGGAAUGCCAAGGCUUGUGCGGAGGCCUCAAUCGUUUGCUUC